This is a messenger RNA of Sphaerulina musiva SO2202, 972 nucleotides long. RefSeq lists its product as uncharacterized. The transcript has a single exon. The record is from RefSeq and is a predicted model, not a curated record. NCBI's taxonomy places the organism in Eukaryota, Fungi, Ascomycota, Dothideomycetes, Mycosphaerellales, Mycosphaerellaceae. Bases 1 to 972 code for a protein of 323 amino acids.
AUGGCUACCAGCCUACGCAGAUCAAGAACCAGGAAACGAAAUCACAGCUCUCAGCGAUAUACGAACCACCCUCUGCAAGGCGAAACAUAUGUCAAGAUCCAAUACGACAGACACGUCGCUUCCGAAGCAUGGGUUCUGCUCCCCGACCGCACGAUUGAACAUCUCAUCUGCUAUCCACGUGGUCGAUCGGCUCGACUAGCAAGGAGAAUCACUCCGACCCAUGAGAAUCUCUCUUCGCCCUUCUCCAAUCUUGGUCUGGUCACUGAUAAUGGUGAUGGAGGAAAGAUACGUGAUGAGGAGAAGAGUCCCGUAGAUACGAUCGUCCGAGAUACAAGUAGCAGUAGCAGCAAUAGUCAUCUCAUCUCCACCGACGAGAAGAAGCAACACACCACAACCAUCUCCGAAACAACACCAACCCCAAAACCAAAAACCACAUCCACCCCCAUACCCACCACUACAAUCCCCCACCCCCUCCUCGACCGCGUCAAAUCCGCCCUCAUCCAAAUCGACACUGAGUCGACCCUUCUCCCCAACAACACCAACACCAACACCACCAACACCAAGAAAAAGAAAAACACAAUCAUCUCCCCCGGCAUCCUUCCCCGAGCAGAAUACAUUUCAGGCGACGGACGCAGUUGGAUCGGCACAUACGAUUUACCCACGGGAGAUUUUGUGCGAAGGACUUCGACGUCAUUGGACGCGUGCGAAGAGAAUCUUCAUCAUCAUCAUAAUGAUGUGCCGCGGACAUAUUCUUCCUCCUCGGUGGGCGAAUUGACGGUUGUGCAGUGUCCGUUGGAUGGGCAGGGGAGGGCGAUGGUGAGGUUUCAGUAUGUGACGUAUGAGGAUGAUGGGGAUGAUGGUGGUGGUGGUGAUGGUGAUGGACAGAAUGGAGGAGGGGGAGGUGCUGGCAAGGGAAAGAUGGCGGUGGCGGGGUUUUGGGAGAGAGUUUUGAGGCGGGUGGUUUGUAGGUGA